Staurois parvus is the source of this 170-nucleotide messenger RNA. The record is from the annotation of a GenBank genome assembly. Lineage: Eukaryota; Metazoa; Chordata; Amphibia; Anura; Ranidae.
UGCCCCAUCAUUGGUGUCAGUGGGGGGAGGAAUAGUGCCCCAUCCUUUGGUGUCAGUGGGGGGAGGAAUAGUGCCCCAUCCUUGGUGUCAGUGGGGGGAGGAAUAGUGCCCCAUCCUUGGUGUCAGUGGGGGGAGGAAUAGUGCCCCAUCCUUGGUGUCAGUGGGGGAGG